Messenger RNA from Corythoichthys intestinalis (scribbled pipefish), 2326 nucleotides. It is a transcript of the gene dcaf11, whose product is annotated as ddb1 and cul4 associated factor 11. The record is from RefSeq and is a predicted model, not a curated record. Gene Ontology annotation, cellular component: Cul4-RING E3 ubiquitin ligase complex. NCBI's taxonomy places the organism in Eukaryota, Metazoa, Chordata, Actinopteri, Syngnathiformes, Syngnathidae. The transcript has 15 exons. Gene Ontology annotation, molecular function: protein binding. Gene Ontology annotation, biological process: proteasome-mediated ubiquitin-dependent protein catabolic process. Bases 220 to 1818 code for a protein of 532 amino acids.
CGUUGCAAGUGACGUCGAAAGUGCAGAGACACAUUUUGUAAACAACAUGGCGAAUUACCCAGCGGCCGACAGAUAAAGCUCCGCGCUGCCAGUGCCAACCAACCUCGGGAUUCUAAUUACCAACCGUAAGGAGUUUUGUCUUUGUACUUAACGAAGUACCACAAGUGGGCUAGCGCUGUCAAGCGGACCGUUUGACAACUAAACGGCGCUCUUCAUUGUAUGGGCUCCCAGUCCAGUUCUGGGAUGUCUGAUGGAAGGGGCUCUUCCAGUGACAACCCAGUUGAUCAAGGCGACUUAGAAGAAGAAAACCAGAGUAGUGGCAGCAGCAGGCAGCAAGGCGACACGGUGUCAGCAUCGGAGGAGGACGUCGACUUAGCUGAAGUGCUGGCUUACCUACUGAGGAGGGGCCAGGUCAGACUGGUCCAUGGCAGCGGAGCGACAGGGCUGCAGCUGGUCCAGUCUUACUCGGACUCCGACGAGGACAGCGAUGGCGCGUGGGAAGGUCGGCUGGGCAAAAUCUACAAUCCGCCUGUGGACACGCAGCCCGACACGCAUGAAGUAGAGCGCAGCGAGAUCCGAACUCAGAUCCUGCUGGCCACCGCUUCGUCUGACCUGAAAGGCAAAACAAGUUUUACACACAUGCUUAGAGAGAGGGAGCAAGGAAGGUGUAGAAGCUCCAGUUUUUCCCAUGGAGAAUGCAGUCGCAUCCGCUCGCACUUCCUGCCUAACUAUGUCUCCCAAAAGGCUACAUACCAUCACAAAGCCUUCUGUGGCGUCUACAGCGAGGAUGGCAACAUGUUUCUCUCUGCCUGCCAGGAUCAGAACAUCCGCUUGUAUGACACAAGCAGAGGACGCUUUCAACUUAGGCAAACGGUGAAGGCUCGAGAUGUCGGCUGGAGCGUCCUGGACGUCUGCUUCACGCCGGAUGCCCAGCACGUGCUUUACUCCAGCUGGUCGGACUACAUUCACCUGUGCAGUAUCGACGGGGACGGUGAAAACCACACUGCAUUGGACCUCAAUCCGGAUGAGAGGAGGUUCUGCGUGUUCUCAUUGGCUGCGUCGACAGAUGGCAAAGAGAUCUUGGGAGGAGCAAAUGAUGGCUGUCUUUAUGUCUUUGACCUGGAGCAGAAUAAAAGAACACUUAAGAUUGAUGCUCAUGAGGACGACGUGAAUGCCGUGGCGUUCGCCGACAACUCUUCCCAGCUGCUCUUCUCCGGCAGCGACGACGCGCUGUGCAAAGUGUGGGACAGGAGAACGCUGCGGGAGGAUCGGCCGCAGCCUGUCGGACAGCUGGCGGGCCACCGGGACGGUAUCACCUUCAUCCACAGCAAGGGCGACGCGCGUUAUUUGAUCAGCAACUCGAAGGACCAGUCCAUCAAGCUCUGGGACGUGAGGAAGUUCUCUCCUAAAGAAGGGUUAGAGGCUUCACGUCAGGCCGUCACCCAGCAGAAUUGGGAUUACCGCUGGCAGCGGGUUCCCCAAAGAGCACUGAGGCGACACAAGCUGGCCGGCGACACCUCGGUGAUGACGUACCGCGGCCACGGCGUUCUGCACACGCUCAUCCGCUGCCGUUUCUCACCAGAGUUCAGCACGGGACAGAGAUUCAUUUACUCCGGGUGCUCCACGGGCAAGAUUGUCAUCUAUGACGUGCUGACGGGCGCCGUGGUUUCGAAACUGUUGGGUCACGGUGCCUGCGUGAGGGACGUCAGUUGGCACCCGUACGAAGACGUCGUCAUCAGUAGCUCUUGGGACUGCGCUGUUCAAAUGUGGGAACACAGACAAACUCAUCCUCUGGAGGAGGAACGGGAAAGAGAAUGACAGCUCCAGAAGACCACAAAUCGCCACUGUAGGAGAAGCUUUGAAAUUGCGCGCGCGAGCUGAGGGGAUUACAAUUUUGGAGUGGUGCUAUCAAAACACGGACACCUGGACUGUACACUUGCCUCAGUUAUUCCUUCCUUUGCCCUAUGACACCAGUGCAGAAUCAAGCACUGAAUAAUGAAAUUGAAAAUGGUGGGGGGAAAAGUGACCAGAAAUUCUGUAUAAAAUGUACAGUAUUAUAUUGAUGCAGAAGUUUAAUCUUAAUGUCACUUCAUUUCUUUCUUAGGGGCUUUCAAAAAGUGAAUCCUAUCACGCAUCGAGUCUUAGCAUCAAUAGAAACAUGACAUAUUUUUAAAAGGAAAAAAAUACUUUGUUAAACAUAAUUCAUAUGUGUGUAAAGUGUGUGUGAUUUGAACUGAUCUUGCAAUUUCCUGGCACUUGUAUCAAAGAUUUCACGCAAGUUUGACAAUUGUUGCUAUCAUUAAAGCCUUUGCGUUUGUUUGCUUUA